UCAAAACUUUCCCUCCAAAAUAUUUCCAGAAUUGAAAACGCUCCCCUCUGUUGCUUUGUACUUCACAUUAUUCUCAUUUAAUUUUCUUCUAUCACCGUCUUCCCAUUUCCCUUCUGCAAUCUAUCUGCAGCCUGGAAAAUCUCAAUCACCGAUGAGGACAGUCUUAAAGUUUAAGCCCUUCGUAUUCUCUCCCUUCCAUAAAUCCAAAUCUUCCCCUCCUUUACGCAUCGCCGACGUGCUUUUACUCCAAGAACACGAAGAAGAAAGCCUCCUUCUCAUGGACGGUUGCAGGGGGUUAAACUGCGCCUCCUCGUUCCGGUUCGCUGCUCGCUUGCUGUCUGGGCUUACGGGUGGGAAGGUGAAGCGGAGGAUUGUUGGGGAUAGAAAAGAAGAGGACGAUGACGAGGCACCACAUGAUGGUACCGACGGUCAUGACUCGUCAACAGAAAGAUGUAGAAGGGAAGUUGAUUUCAAUGUGGGAAUAGGGUGCUGUUUGCUACGUAUGAUUGCCGAGAGUAAAAAUGAACUUCAAAAGAUGACGGAAUUGAGAAUCCAAAUGGAAGGUGUUCUUCAAAAUGCUAAAGAGGAACUGGGAAAUAAAGAUUUAAUAGUUGCUAAGAAGAUUGAAUCAAACGAUGGCGUCCAGGAAGGUUUGUGGUUUAACAGCAAUCCGAGACCAAAUAAGGUGUUGUUUGAUCAGUCUGUGAAAUGUGAUGAUGUACCUGAUGAUUGUUUAGAGGGAAUGGAUAGACUUGAAGCAGAGCUUGAAGCUGAGUUAGAACGUUUACAACUCCAUUUGGAUUCAGGCAACUUGCCCACAAACCCACCUCAGGAUACUGUAGAGGAGAGUACAAUUAACAGCACUGUUUCCUCGAGAAGCUAUGGUAUAAGCUGUGGAGAAGUAAUUGACCCUGCAAGUGAUUGUCAAGAAGAAGACUGUUCGGAGUCGCAGUCUGGGGUUCCUCCAUUUGAACUCGAGAGAAAGUUGCAUGAAUUGCUCGAAACGAGGCAGCAGGAACAGAUAAGAGAAUUAGAAGCUGCUUUGGGACGUGCAAGGCAAGAACUUCGAGAAAGGGAAAGAGAGAUUUCCUGGUGGAAAGACACUGCCCAUCUUUUGUCAAGGAGUGUUAAAGAACCUUCACGACUUGAUUUCCACCAUGGUCAACAUACUCACCACUUCUCGAGGUGAGAAAAAUUUGCUACGGCACUUCUGAGAGUUACCAUGUAGCUGAAAAACCACCACCAUGACAGUUGUUGGUGUUUAAAGAUUAAGUUGCUCCCCUUUGUAUUUGUACUCUUUGUUUUUUGCUUCAUGUAUUGCCGUGUUGGGUUGGGCAUGUCUAGUUGACUAGGUUGCAAAUGUAAUGAUAAGUGAGAAAACAGGGAACUAGUAUACAGAUUGAAGCCAUAUAGUUUGUGGAUGAAUGGUCUGCAUAAAACUGAUUUUGUUUUA
Messenger RNA from Theobroma umbraticum, 1453 nucleotides. RefSeq names its product WRKY family transcription factor. The record is from RefSeq and is a predicted model, not a curated record. Gene Ontology annotation, biological process: asymmetric cell division. Lineage: Eukaryota; Viridiplantae; Streptophyta; Magnoliopsida; Malvales; Malvaceae.